AUGCUCCACAAGUGUGUAAUAAACCAUAAAAAGGAUUCAACGUUUUUCACUGAACCUCUAAAAUCAACACAGAAGAACCUAAAAAUCUCAUUUAAAACACAAAACACCCUGCAACAAUUACUGGUAUACAAUAAAGACCCUAUACCCAUUCUAGAGAAAGCUGGGGUUUACAAACUCAAAUGCGGUGAACCUAGCUGCAACAUUGUCUAUAUAGGUAGGAGCGGAAGAAACAUAGCGACCAGAAUAAAAGAACACCUCAUGAGUCAAAGGAUCAUGUCCAAUAAUAAAUCAAUAUUCGGUAAACACCUCAAAGACACCAACCAUGAAUUCGACCCCAACACAGAUGUAGAACUUCUUCACCCGGUAGACUAUGGUUUUAAACAAGAAACUUGGGAAGAACUAGAAAUAUACAAACAUUCCCAAAGCAGAUACGAAGAACCCGUAAAAAUCAUGUCUACGAACACUGUACCACCUCUUUUCAAAAUUCUCAAAAAUUGUUAA
Coccinella septempunctata (seven-spotted ladybird) is the source of this 501-nucleotide messenger RNA. RefSeq lists its product as uncharacterized. The transcript has a single exon. NCBI's taxonomy places the organism in Eukaryota, Metazoa, Arthropoda, Insecta, Coleoptera, Coccinellidae. Bases 1 to 501 code for a protein of 166 amino acids. The record is from RefSeq and is a predicted model, not a curated record.